AUGCCCAUAAUGUUCUUCACCACUGGGGGCAGCUUUACAUAAGACUGCAUUCACUGAAACCAAAGCAACAGUCCGAGCAGCUUUCAGAAUGACAGUCUGCAGAAGUGAGCUGAGCGUGUGCGCUGUACGGGGCUCUCCUGCCUUGUGGGCUCCUUCGUAGCUCUGUGGCUGAACUGGGUGCUCACCACGGGAACUGCUGGGCUAUGGAAUACAGAUGUGGCAGCUCAGGUAGCCCCACGUUGCCUGGAGGAAUACAUCAAGCUUUCUGAUAAGAAGAAAUUGUMGAAGCCAGUUCUGUAACCGCCCCCCCCCAAGAGAAAAAAAAAACUGUAAAGAUGCAAAAACGUAAUAUCCAUGAAGAUCCUAUUACCUAGGAAGAUUUUGAUGUUUUGCUGCGAAUGYGGUGUUGGGAUUUAUUUGUUCUUGGAGUGUUCUGCGUGGCUGGCAAAGAAUUAUGUUCCAAAAUCGGUCCAUCUCCCAAGGGGUCCAAUUUUUCUUCCUGGGUGUCAGCGAGCCCUGACUCACUACAGUGCAGCUGACAGGGGCUGUCAUGCAAGUGGCCCCCUAAGCCAAAGCAAAGGACCUAAGGACGACCUUUGAACAAUACAAAGGAUGGGUUUCAAUGUAAUUAGGCUACUGAGCGGAUCAGCUGUAGCACUGGUUAUAGCCCCCACUGUCUUACUGACAAUGCUUUCUUCUGCUGAACGAGGAUGCCCUAAGGGCUGUAGGUGUGAAGGCAAAAUGGUAUAUUGUGAAUCUCAGAAAUUACAGGAGAUACCCUCAAGUAUAUCUGCUGGUUGCUUAGGUUUGUCCCUUCGCUAUAACAGCCUUCAAAAACUUAAAUAUAAUCAAUUUAAAGGGCUUAACCAGCUCACCUGGCUAUACCUUGACCAUAACCAUAUCAGCAAUAUUGACGAGAAUGCUUUUAAUGGAAUACGCAGACUCAAAGAGUUGAUUCUGAGUUCCAACAGAAUCUCCUAUUUUCUUAACAAUACCUUCAGACCUGUGACCAAUUUACGGAACUUGGAUCUGUCCUAUAAUCAGCUGCAUUCUCUGGGAUCUGAACAGUUUCGAGGCUUGCGGAAGCUGCUCAGUUUACACUUACGGUCUAACUCCCUGAGAACCAUCCCUGUGCGAAUAUUCCAAGACUGCCGCAACCUGGAACUUUUGGACCUGGGAUAUAACAGGAUCCGAAGUUUAGCCAGAAAUGUCUUUGCUGGCAUGAUCAGACUCAAAGAACUUCACCUGGAGCACAAUCAAUUUUCCAAGCUCAACCUGGCCCUUUUCCCAAGGUUGGUGAGCCUUCAGAACCUUUAUUUGCAGUGGAAUAAAAUCAGUGUCAUAGGACAGACCAUGUCCUGGACCUGGAGCUCAUUACAAAGGCUUGAUCUGUCAGGCAAUGAGAUCGAAGCUUUCAGUGGACCUAGUGUUUUCCAGUGUGUCCCAAAUCUGCAGCGCCUCAACCUGGAUUCCAACAAGCUCACAUUUAUUGGUCAAGAGAUUUUGGAUUCUUGGAUAUCACUCAAUGACAUCAGUCUUGCCGGGAAUAUAUGGGAAUGCAGCAGAAAUAUUUGUUCCCUGGUAAACUGGCUGAAAAGUUUUAAAGGUCUGAGGGAGAAUACAAUAAUCUGUGCCAGUCCCAAAGAGCUGCAAGGAGUAAACGUGAUCGAUGCAGUGAAGAACUACAGCAUCUGUGGCAAAAGCACCACGGAGAGGUUUGAUCUGGCCAGGGCUCUCCCCAAACCAACGUUUAAGCCCAAGCUCCCCAGACCGAAGCAUGAGAGCAAGCCCCCUCUGCCCCCCACGGUGGGAGCGACAGAGCCUGGCCCAGAGACCGAUGCUGACACGGAGCACAUCUCUUUCCAUAAAAUCAUCGCAGGGAGCGUGGCCCUUUUCCUGUCCGUGCUCGUCAUCCUGCUCGUUAUCUACGUGUCAUGGAAGCGGUACCCUGCAAGCAUGAAACAGCUGCAGCAGCGCUCCCUCAUGCGAAGGCACAGGAAAAAGAAAAGGCAGUCACUAAAGCAAAUGACUCCCAGCACCCAGGAAUUUUAUGUAGAUUAUAAACCCACCAACACGGAAACCAGCGAGAUGCUGCUGAACGGGACAGGACCCUGCACCUAUAACAAAUCAGGCUCCAGGGAGUGUGAGAUACCUUUAUCUAUGAAUGUGUCAACCUUUCUGGCAUACGACCAGCCCACAAUAAGUUAUUGUGGGGUGCAUCAUGAGCUUCUCUCUCACAAAUCUUUUGAAACGAAUGCACAGGAAGAUACGAUGGAAACACACCUAGAGACUGAGCUGGACCUGAGCACAAUCACAACAGCUGGCCGAAUCAGUGACCAUAAACAGCCACUGGCUUAACUGAGCUGACUGGUGGCCAAGGGUUGCUACCAAACUUUGUAACCUCAAGGACAAAAUGAGGAAGAUCUGUUCAUUGUGACUCUGAAAAACAAAACAAAAAUCCCCUGUUCAAAUAAAACAAAAAUCAAGAUUGAUUCAUGAAAUAAAGAAGACAUGAAUUGUUUCAAGUCUACACUUUGUAAUUAGCUAAGUUGUGCAGUAUUUUUUUGACUUAAAGAGUAUGACCCUGAAAAAAAAAAAGAAUCGAUUUUUCAAAACUCAUCCUACCUACGUGUAAAAACUGUACAGAGCUAAUGUAUUUUUCAUAUUGUAAAGUUUCAAUUAUAGAAACAACUGGUAUGUACAGUACCAUAAUUUAAUUACAUUUUACUUUACAAACUUUACACAUUUCAGUUUCUAAAAUUUUAAAUUAACAAAAAUUAUUUCUUGUGUUAUUCAAAGUUACUCAGUUUUGUAGGGACUGUUUUGUUACUGCUUUUGUGCCCAGAAACCUUGACUCUAAAAUUCUGUGCUGUGCAAAAUAUGCACGAUUUUUAUCAUGCUUACUGCGUAGAAUUUUAUCUACUUGUUCCAGAAAUAAUACAUUAACCAAAAAGGAUUUAAUUGUUCAGACUUGUAAGAGGUUCUUCAAUUACAUAGACAGGUUUUUCUUAUAAAUGAAAAAAAAAAUCAAAAGAUUUUUUUAACAGUUCUUCUCAGAUUUAACUGUUGCCUUGAAUUACAGCCUAGUUUCUAAGCAGUGAAAUGUAAUGAUAAAGAGGGAUAUUUUAACAACAUAUUUCCGAAUGAAUGACUCAUUAUUUCRUUUUUUUGAGUAACCAUUGUUAAGGGUUGGGGGGAGAAGUAUGGACAAGACAUCACUGGAAACAAAGGCCGUAACCACAGCAACAGACUUUGAUACACUUAAAAGGUGCAGCUGCCAGUGACAAAGAAAAACUUUUGUUACAUCUCAUUAUUUUGAGGCCAAGGUGGGAGGAAUAGAGCAUAAUAACUGUACAGUAGCAAUUUUUCUUCUAAUUAACCCAAAGCGGUUUACCUAAAAAUAACCAUCAGUCAGUGCAAAAUGUGCCUGGUUCUUAAGACAACUUUUCAUUUAGAACUCUGAGACUAUUUUGGGAACUUCUCAAAGGAAAAAUAUGAAAUUUUUGUCAUUGUGUGCUACAUCCAUUGCUCCUGAGGGACAAUUUUAAACAUCUAUAAUUCAUUCAAUAUAGAAGUGAGCCACGGUGGAGAAAUGUAUCACUCAAUUAGAUUAUAAACAUCCAUAUUAUGUUCCAAAUUGUUAACAUUGCCCUCCAUAAUGGAAUUCACCUCCAAAUUAUCUGAAAAAUAACUGGGAGUAAUUGAAUAUCAACCCAGGUCCUAUAUUGAUUAUGCAACUGUGUUUUAAAUACAAAUCAAAUUAAGAAAACCUGACUUUUCAGAGGCUGGAAUGAUCAACUUGUUUCUGUUGUUUACCUGACACAGAUUAUUGUUUGACAACAUUGUUACUAUGAAAAUCACACAUUCUUUUUGGUGUUUGAGUAUUUUUUAAAAAAAUAUAAAACUGCAAGUUUCAAUUACUGUUGCACUAGAACAAUUGCUUUUUUAUAUUGUCAUUUUAUAUUUAUGAUGUCAAAAAUAGAUUGAAUAUAUGUCAGUGUAACAGGGGUCAAAUACAAUCAAAGCAACAAAGAAAAUAAUUAGAAGCAUCAAUGUCAAACUUAAUUUUUUAUCUUUUCCAAAGAAAUCAUAUCUACAGAAUCUAGUUUUAUGCAGGUUAUCACAACAAAUUGAAGAGCAACUUCAAGAAAAAUAAAUUAAAAAUUGUAGCGCAAAAUUUUUUUUGCAAAUACAMAAAAAUCAAAGAAAAAGGGGAUGUAAAGGUUUGAAGAAAUAAACUACUAGUAAUUUAAAUGUAACUAAAUGUGAAACCCCUGAUAUUUAGCAUAUCAGAUUUUGUAACAUAUUUUGCAUAAAUUAUUUG
Molecule: messenger RNA, 4324 nt
Organism: Urocitellus parryii (Arctic ground squirrel)
Lineage: Eukaryota; Metazoa; Chordata; Mammalia; Rodentia; Sciuridae
Gene: Lrrtm3
Product: leucine rich repeat transmembrane neuronal 3
Cellular component (GO): plasma membrane
Molecular function (GO): protein binding
Source: RefSeq, a predicted model, not a curated record